Messenger RNA from Trichomonas vaginalis G3, 1047 nucleotides. RefSeq names its product SEC24-related protein family. The transcript has a single exon. Gene Ontology annotation, cellular component: endoplasmic reticulum exit site; COPII vesicle coat. The record is from RefSeq and is a predicted model, not a curated record. Gene Ontology annotation, biological process: COPII-coated vesicle cargo loading. The coding region runs from base 1 to 1047 and encodes 348 amino acids. Lineage: Eukaryota; Parabasalia; Trichomonadida; Trichomonadidae. Gene Ontology annotation, molecular function: zinc ion binding; SNARE binding.
AUGAGUGAAGAGAUCGAUAUUUCUGCUCUAUCUACAAUAACUGACUUCACAGGAGGAGAAUUUAUUUUACUUGAGAAAAAUCAAUUCAAUGAGAUUGAAAAAGAGACAUCUACAUUAUGUAACGCAAUACAAAUGCGAUGUUCACUCAAAACAUUGGAAAAUAUUAGAAUUGAAUCGAGUUUUGGAUUUCGACCAAAAAAUCCUGACAAAUUCUCACUUUAUUCGACAGAAUCAGUCAUAUUCCCACUGUCUCUUGUUGGAUUGGGUAAGAAAUCCGUUCCUUUCCAGUUAAUAAUUACUUAUAUUUCUCAUGAAGGAAGAAAACGCAUGAGAGUCUUCACAAGGCAUCUAGACUUGACUGAUAGUAUGUCCUAUGUCUUUAACGAGAGCUACAAAGAUGUUAUUUUGAAAUACAUCGCUUCUUUUCUCGCUGAAAAAGCUUUGCAAAACGAAAAAGACUUCGAAAUGAAGGCAAGGAAUAUUCUCUGGCCAAUAUUCUUUGAUUAUCAAACUCAUGGACUUUAUAAAGAUAAACCUGACCAAUUUAAACUAAUUUACCCCAAAAAUUUGGAAAAUUUAGUUUAUGAAGUUGUUUCUUUAUUACAUUUUUCAGGAUUUUCUGAGUCAACGCCAUUCUAUCGAAAGCUGUACCAAUUAAGACGUCUGAGUACUGCAAAACUUAGUUUUUUGGAGCAAAUCGUAAAUUCAAAGAUUAUUGAUUUAGAAAGAGGCCAAGAAAUCGAACAAAAGAUCGAUAACUUUGAUCAAAACAAGAUAUAUACAUUGUAUGAUGGAUUUACAACGUAUAUUUGGGGAAAUUCCAAAAAUACAAGUUUAGAUCAGAGUCAAUUCCAAGGAGCCGUUUCUCUUGUUAAUCCAGCAAAUGAUAACAUCAUGAGAGAAAGGAUGGUUUACGAAGAUACUCCUUAUUCUUCAUCUCUUUCUAAUUUUUCAGAAAAAUUGCUGGACGAUGUUUUCACAGAAGGACACAAAUUCGUUCUUCACCUCACAGAAGAAGAAAUGAAAAGAUUAGAAGACGCAUUUUGA